AUGCUGCUCAAAAGCCUGGUGGCGAUCGUCAGAAAUUCAAGAAGCAGCAGCGCUGCCCAAGUUGAUGCGCUCAUAUCGGCAUGUGGUAUUGACAUUCUGUCACUCACUUAUCCAGUCGAUACUGUUGCUGCUCUUGGGACCCAAGUCGAUGAUGUUGUUGGUCAAGGGACCCCCCCAGCUGAUGAUGUUGAUGCUCCUGGGACCCAAGUUGAUGAUGUUGCUACUCAUGGGACCCCCUCAGCCGAUGAUAUCACAAUCGACAUUCCAGAGAAAUCGGAACGUCCUUUAACGAAGGAAUUGGAAUCGGAAUAUCCCUUUAUAAUAUCUGGGAGUGCAGCGGUGCCCCCUGAUAAGCUUUCCAUGGUGACGUGUGCAGCGGUGUCCCCUGAUAAUCUUUCCAUCCCUGUAAUACAUAGGAGUCCUGAUACGAGGAAUUGGAUCAUCUACAAGGUUCCCAAUAAGCUCCGGAAGAUACGUCCAGCAGCUUACACUCCCCAACUAGUUUCAAUUGGGCCUUUUCACCAUGGCAAAUCAAACUUGAAGGUCAUGGAAUAUCAUAAAGCCAAGUUCAUGAAUGAAUUCCUGGGGCGGUCCUUCUGUAUUCAUACUAAGGAGGAGAAUUUGAUCCACGAGAUCACGGAAAUCAAGGAAGAAGAUGGGAAACUUGUGGAAAAAGCACAGCGUAGCUAUCAAGAAGAGACCUUUGAGCCUGAGAAUAAGAAAAAGUACUGGGAGGUCCCGAAAAACAUUUUACGAGAUGCCUGCUUCAUCCUUGAGCCCUUCCUUAGAAACCACGAAAAUCAAUUUUCGCUUCCCGAUGAAGAAGAUAAGAAAACGAAGCAGCUUUCUGAUAAAGAAAUCAAAGAUGAUGCUUGCUUCAUCUUUGAGAGAUUCUUUAGAAACCACCAAAUUCAAUCUCGAUCUCCCAAUAAAGAAGAUGAGAAAUAUUCAGGGGACUACAUAUUAAGUCCAUGGGUUAAGGACUUUCCCAAGAGUUCUGAGUAUUUGACCCUCUGUCUCCAUUCUGCAAAGCAACUGGAUAAUGCGGGGGUGAAGUUUGGGCGUCCUAAAGUUGCUACAUAUUUAGCUGGCAUAACGAUUUAUCUGAUGUUAAGGACGAUGAUAAGCGCUGCUGGUGGAAUUGCCGCGAUCGCUGUAGAUGACAACACCGAGUGCAUUUUCAGAAACUUCAUGGCGUUGGAGCAGUUUGUUUAUCCAAAGGCUCCUCGUAUCUGCAAUUAUAUUUUUGUGCUGGAUCAACUCAUCGACACCGCUGAAGAUGUGGUUUUUCUGGUUGACAAGGGAAUCAUUGAGAACUGGCUUGGCAGUAACAAGGCCAUGGCUGCCUUGGUUAACAUACUCUGUGACCAAAUUGUGACACCGGGUUUAUUCUAUGCUGAUAUCUGCGACAAACUUAACAAGUAUCACAGCAAAAAUUUGAAUGUUGCCAGGUCAACCCUCAACAGGGUUUACUUCAAGGAUAUUUGGACUGGCAGUUCCCACUGUUGUUGGGCUUGUUAUCGUUGUGUUCUCCUUCUUCUCUACCUAUUCUACCAUCAAGAAUCUCUUCUUUGUAUGAGGGAAAAUAUGUCAAUUAGCUAG
This is a messenger RNA of Ziziphus jujuba (common jujube), 1602 nucleotides long. Its product is annotated as UPF0481 protein At3g47200-like. Bases 1 to 1602 code for a protein of 533 amino acids. The transcript is spliced from 4 exons. NCBI's taxonomy places the organism in Eukaryota, Viridiplantae, Streptophyta, Magnoliopsida, Rosales, Rhamnaceae. The record is from RefSeq and is a predicted model, not a curated record.